UGACUGGCCGUUGGCCGACUGAUCCUCCCCGCCUUAACAACGGAACCGGUCCACCGAUCAGUCGUUGUCAACCAAUGGAAUUAUGCCAAUUCACUUCCGCUCUUUUUCUUCUUUCUUGGACAGCACGUUGUGAUUCACCGCCUCUUUCCCAACAGGGGGUUGCUGCUUUUUGAAAAACUAUUUAUGCAAAGUAAAUAGAUCACUGCUGCUCAGUACGUGUCAUCAAUCCGCGUAGGGUUCUAUUAGCUAGAUUUGGGUCUGGGUUUGGUGAAUGGUCUGAAGCGCCUGGGUUGGCAAGAGAGUGCUAUACAUGUUAAUCUUUUGGUUAUGAGGAUUUGAUUGGUUAUCUUUACCAAGAGUUUGAGAUUACCUUGAAGAAAUGCUUGUGUCUUCUCUUCUAACGUCUCUGGGAAUCAAUUUCGGCCUGUGUAUUUUAUUCUUUAUGUUGUAUUCUAUACUGAAGAAACAGCCAGGUAAUUUUGAAGUUUAUGCACCACGCUUGCUGGCUGAAGGAAAGUCUAAAAGGAUAAGCCAUUUCAACCUAGAGAGGCUCUUACCUUCUCCUGGUUGGGUGAGAAGGGCAUGGCAGCCUUCAGAGGAGGAAUUAUUAUCAUCCUCAGGCUUGGAUACAGUGGUUUUUAUGCGCAUUUUCAUCUUUAGUUUCAGAGUAUUUCUGGUUGCUGGGAUUUUAGGGAUCUUUGUUCUUCUUCCAGUGAAUUGUGUGGGAGAUCAGCUUAAGUCCAUAGACUUCUCUGAUUUUUCAAAUAACUCGUUGGACUUAUUUACCAUUUCAAAUGUAAAGAAUGGCUCAAAAUGGUUAUGGCUUCACUUCUGCUCUGUAUAUAUUGUCACUGUAUGGGUCUGUUAUCUUCUUUACUAUGAAUAUAAAUAUAUUUCUUUGAAAAGGAUUGCUUACUUUUAUUCAUCCAAGCCACAGCCACAUCAGUUUACUAUCUUAGUUCACAGUAUCCCUGUUUCUGCUGGGAGCAGUGUUGGUGACACAGUUGAAAAUUUUUUUACCGAGUAUUAUCCUUCUACAUAUCUAUCAAAUGUGGUGGUUCGUCGAACAAACCGACUUCGGGGUCUUAUUACUGAUGCAAAGAAAUUGUAUAAAAAACUUGUUCGCUUACAAUCAGAGCCUAAUCAACCAAAGCUUAAGCGAGGUUUCUGUUUUGGGCUGGUUGGCCAGAAGGUUGAUCUUGUGGAUCAAUAUGAAAAGAAGCUAGAAGAUCUAGAGGAGAAUGUAAGAUUGGAGCAGUCAGAGGUUUCAUUGGCAGAGGAAGAUGUUCGAGCUGCCUUUGUGUCCUUCAAGUCUCGUUAUGAUGCUGCAAUUGCUUUUCACUUGCAACAAUCAAUCGAUCCUACACAGUGGGUCGCACAGCAAGCUCCAGAACCUCAUGAUGUUUACUGGCCUUUCUUUUCUUCAUCAUUCAUGCGACGAUGGAUUUCUAAACUGCUGGUCAUAGUUGCAUUUAUUCUUCUUACAAUUUUAUUUCUUAUUCCUGUUGUCAUUGUGCAAGGUCUUACCAACCUGAAUCAGUUGGAAACUUGGCUUCCCUUCUUGAAAAGCAUUUUAACCAUAACUAUUGUCAGUGAAGUAAUCACAGGAUACCUUCCCAGCUUGAUACUUCAGCUGUUCCUGAAAGCAGUGCCUCCAAUAAUGGAGUUCUUUUCUUCCAUUCAAGGAUACAUGGCCCUUAGUGACAUAGAAAAAAGUGCAUGCAACAAAGUACUUUGGUUCACAAUUUGGAAUGUUUUUUUUGCAAACGUGCUUUCUGGAUCAGCUUUAUAUCUAAUUAACAUCAUUCUUGAUCCUAAGAAUAUUCCAGCAAAGCUAGCUGUUGCUGUCCCUGCACAGGCAUCGUUUUUCAUUGCUUACGUUGUCACAUCAGGAUGGACGGGCGUUUCAUCGGAACUCUUUCGUGUGAUCCCUUUUAUUUGCAGCUUAAUAAGAAAACCUUUUGUGACAAGUGAAGAUGAUGACAUUGAAGUUCCAUCUAUUCCCUACCAUAAAGAAAUUCCAAAAAUCCUUUUCUUUGGUCUUCUUGGUAUAACAUAUUUCUUCCUGGCUCCACUGAUUCUGCCCUUCCUUUUGGUGUACCUAUGUCUUGGAUACAUCAUAUUCCGUAAUCAGUUCUUAAAUGUGUAUGCUCCCAAGUAUGAAACUGCAGGGAAGUUUUGGCCUAUUGUCCACAAUUCAAUGAUAUUUUCUUUGGUACUGAUGCAUGCCAUUGCAAUUGGAAUCUUUACAGUGAAGAAGCUCUCCUUAGCGUCAACUUUAAUAUUUCCACUUCCAGUCCUCACACUUCUCUUUAAUGAGUAUUGUCGGAAACGGUUCCUUCCCAUUUUUAUUGCUUACUCAGCUGAGUUCUACUGUCUCACCACUGUAUGGUUCAAGGAAAAAGGACAAGGAAACCGAAGGGAAAAAAAAUUGGGGGAAACAGUAUCUGAUGGUGUAUAUUGUUUCUUCUUGUUAUUUGGAAAUAUGGACAUCAGAAAAGGAAAUAGAGUGAGUUUGAUAAAGAGGGACAGACAAGACCAGAAUGAGCCUUCAAUGGAUGAAUUUUUCCAUGAACUGGUUACUGCCUAUCAGGAUCCUGCUCUCGCACCAAUUCAAUACUCUUCAAAUAGGGACAGCCUUACCAGUCCCCUUAUCUCUUCUGAUGUUUGAGGCUGGGUAUUGGUCAGCAUUCCAUGAUGCUGAGGUGACUUAAAACAGUUGGUGUGCAUUAUGUUGUGAUGCUUGGAUUUUCUUUAUGAGCAAGUGCCUAAAGGAAAGCACUUCCCUCAUUGUGUUGGGGGUCAUCUUAUCCAAUUUUUGUAGAUUGAGCAUAGGCAUGCAAAGCAACCAUCUACUGUUGAUGAUGAGCUGUGUUCCAUCCAGAUGGAAAUGUGGACUGUCAUGAACUAUUGAUGAAUGCAUAUGUGGUAUCUCAACUCAUCACUUUCUCUCUUCUCUUCUAUGCUUCAUCAAAAGUUGGCAAAUGUACCAACUGUGUGCAAUGUAAAUGAGUCACUAAAAGUUCACUGUUUGCAAUAUGAAUGGUGGAUAAAGGUUGUUGACUAAUAACAUAGGAAAUAGGAAUAAAACUUUUAUCUCCAUUUCUAUUA
Vitis riparia (riverbank grape) is the source of this 3111-nucleotide messenger RNA. Its product is annotated as CSC1-like protein At1g69450. Bases 380 to 2671 code for a protein of 763 amino acids. Gene Ontology annotation, cellular component: plasma membrane. Gene Ontology annotation, molecular function: calcium-activated cation channel activity. The transcript has 14 exons. Lineage: Eukaryota; Viridiplantae; Streptophyta; Magnoliopsida; Vitales; Vitaceae. The record is from RefSeq and is a predicted model, not a curated record.